Solanum verrucosum is the source of this 921-nucleotide messenger RNA. RefSeq names its product hydrolase 3-like. Lineage: Eukaryota; Viridiplantae; Streptophyta; Magnoliopsida; Solanales; Solanaceae. The record is from RefSeq and is a predicted model, not a curated record. Gene Ontology annotation, molecular function: hydrolase activity. The transcript is spliced from 3 exons. Bases 1 to 921 code for a protein of 306 amino acids.
AUGGCUUCAGAGAUCAACGAGGUAAUCGUCGAUCUCCAUCCCGUUUUCCGACUAUACAAAAAUGGCCGCGUAGAACGUUUCAACGAAAAUUUUAACAUGUUCUGUGUUCCUCCAUCGAUGGAAGAUCCAGCCACCGGGGUCUCCUCUAAAGACAUUACCAUCUCAUCUCACGUUUCUGCUAGACUCUACCUUCCAAAAAAUACUAAUGUUACUUGUAACGAAAAACUUCCUGUAUUAGUAUUUUAUCAUGGUGGCGGACUUGUACUUGGAUCUGCUUUUUUCAACGAGGUGCAUUAUUUUCUGAAUGACUUGGUUUCCAAAUCUAAUGCAAUUUGUGUCUCAGUAGAGUAUAGAUUAGCCCCAGAGAAUGAUUUGUCAAUAUUGUACGAAGAUUGUUGGACCGUACUUCAAUGGGUGGCUAGUCAUCACAGUGAGAAUAACAAUGGAUCCAGGAGUAGUAAAGACUCAUGGUUAACUAGCUAUGCUGAUUUUAACAGGGUGUUCAUUGGUGGAGAAAGCGCUGGAGGUAACAUAGCCUAUCACAUGGCUAUGAGAGCUGGCAAAGAAAGUUUAAACGGAGACGUUAAAAUAAUGGGUUGUAUUCUUGCGUGUCCCUUCUUUUUGAUGCAAGACGAUAGUCUUGAUAUGGAGAAUAAUCUGGCUUACCAACUUUGGAUCACCAUAUGUCAAAUAGAAUAUAGAUACUCGCCAAUUGAUAGUCCAAUGAUUAAUCCACUUGCUGAAAAGGCUCCAAGUCUAUCGAGCCUAGGCUGCUCGCGGUUAUUUAUGGUUAUAGCUGAGCAAGAUGUAUUGGUUCCUCGAGAAAUUAUGAUUCGAUUUGUUGAAGGUGUGAAGAAAAGUGGAUGGAAUGGUGAAUUGGAGUUUCUUGAGUUGAAGGUGAAGAACAUUGCUUCUUUGUAA